This is a messenger RNA of Amphimedon queenslandica, 806 nucleotides long. Its product is annotated as DNA repair protein SWI5 homolog. The coding region runs from base 47 to 694 and encodes 215 amino acids. Gene Ontology annotation, cellular component: Swi5-Sfr1 complex; Swi5-Swi2 complex. The transcript has a single exon. NCBI's taxonomy places the organism in Eukaryota, Metazoa, Porifera, Demospongiae, Haplosclerida, Niphatidae. Gene Ontology annotation, biological process: double-strand break repair via homologous recombination. The record is from RefSeq and is a predicted model, not a curated record.
UCAUUUUUUAUUAUAAUAAUAGCAAUUUAUUAGUUAUUGUGGUUUAAUGUAUUUCAAAAUGGCGGUUACUAGUGAUAUUUUGAGGGAGAUGCUGUAUUUACCCAAAUCUUUUAAAGAGAUUAUGAAAGAAUGUGAAGAUACUGGGUUACCUUUGAAAGAAUGUGAAGCUGCUCUUAAUAGUGCAGUUAUGUGCAAAGUGAUUCAACAGAAGCCAGUGAAAAGUUUAAACUUUAGUGCUACCGUAUACAUGAUUAGUUCCAACUGUUCUUCCCAUCAUUGCACGUCAGAGACACAAACUGAACAUGAAUCUGUGAGCCCUAGCAAGGUAUCAUUGCUCUGUGGUGUUGAGGAAAAGUCUAAUGAGAAGCAGCUGGAUUUAAGCAGCCAAGUUACUGCCGUAAUCCCACAACCAAUAUCAUCUAGUCCUUUUAAACAAUGUACAAGAGCUGAACCAAAUACUCAGCUAUUGUCUGAGAUUGAAUCGCUAAAAUUAAAGCUCUCAGAAACUGAGAAAGAGAUUGCAUUGCUAGCAGAAGAAUACAGUGAACAUGAGCUACAGGACCACAUACAGAAGCUGCACGAGUAUAAUGAAAUAAAAGACGUUGGACAAAUUUUACUUGGGAAGCUUGCAGAAAUGGAAGGGCUUACCACAAGUCACCUCUAUCAAAGAUAUGAUCUCACUUUAGAUGACUGAUUCGAAUUUUAAAUCAAUAGAAUAGCGUAGUGUCACAUAUGUCAUUGACUAAUUGUUUGAAAAGCAUAUUCAUUAACAGAGCUUUUGUGAUAUUUAUUUAACACGCUAUCAA